AUGAAUUUGGAGCUGCAGCGUCUGGAAGAGGAAAGACAAGCAAAUCUACGUUACAUAGCAAGAAAGUAUGACAUCCUCAGUAAACAACAAGUUGCAGCAACUAAUGUCACAGAGGCUUCUUGUGUGACAAACGUGAAUGGCGUAGCAAGUUUUCGUACGUUUAACAGCACCGCUUGCAACACAAGCAGUUGUAUGAAAGGAGUCAUAGAAAACCAGCGUAACACUUCAACAUUUCCUGUUUCCAACAACGUUGUAUAUUCCACAUUUGAACCAACAGGUAUCACCGCUCGCACAGGUGAUCACCAUAGGCAAGUACACAGCGAUGGGGGUCAAUUUGGUGAUAACAGUGGUCAUAGCGGCUAUAAUCGUUAUGAUAAUUCAUACCAGGGCGAUAGAUCUUGGGGGGUACCUCUGCGUGCUGAACAGAUACAAGCCAGACAUGCCAUUCCUAAGGAGCUACCAACGUUCAGUGGUAAGCCAGAGGAGUGGCCCAUCUUCAUUAGCAAUUAUGAAAGCUCAACGCGAAUUUGCGGUUUUAGUAACGAUGAGAAUAUGCUUAGGUUACAACGUGCACUAAAGGGUAAGGCUCUCGAAUAUGUGAGCAGUCAACUGUUGUUACCUGACCUGGUACCGGAAGUUAUUGCCACGUUGCGCAUGGUUUUCGGUAGACCUGAAUUCAUAAUUAAUAGCCUUUUGGAAAAAAUGCGCUCAUCACCAUUGGUGAAUGCAAAUAAACUGGAGACAUUGAUCUCAUUUUCAAUGGAGGUGAGAAACUUGGUUUCAGCAAUGCAAGCUGCGGGCCUAACGGCACACGUAAAUAACCCAAUGCUUUUACAAGAAUUAAUUUCUAAGCUACCGGCUAGAUAUAGCUUAGAUUGGGCAGUUCAUUGCAGACAUAUCGCUGGGGCAAAUUUGUCGGACUUUGGCAUUUGGCUAUACGAUUUAGCACAUGCAGCUAGUACCAUCAUGACAAAACCAACCAUCGUGAACCAACAGCAGGAAGUACGUCGAACAUAUCAUGUUGGGUUCCAUGAGGAAGAGGAGAGAGGACACUAUACCAAGAAUAGCGAAGCACGCAAAUGCUCAGCAUGCGGUGAAAGUCAUUUCAUUGCGUAUUGCGAAAAAUUCAAAGCAAUGGAGUAUGAUGACAAGUGGAAUAUUAUUCAUCGCAUGGAGUUGUGUCGCUCGUGCCUAAAGAAGCACAACCCCAAAUUUUGCAAGGAUCGUAAUGAAUGUGGUGUUAACAGCUGCACAGCAAAACAUCACCCUAGUUUACACAAACCAGCGGUAAUGAACAAAGGGUCAGAGGGCGAAGUAAAUCUGAUUGCCAUGCAUGUACAAAAUACAUCAAAAAUAUUGUAUAGGGUUGUACCAAUCACGAUCCAUAGCCAGCACGCCGCCUUUGACGUGUAUGCGUUAUUUGAUGACGGAUCAGGUCCAACCAUUAUUGAACACGAAGUUAUGAAAAUGUUGCAACUUAAAGGCGAAGUACGUCAGCUGCGUCUUCGCUGGACUGAUGGGUCCAUUAGAGUAGAAAACGACUCGGAGCUCAUCAACCUGCAAGUGUCAGCAAAGGGAAAAAACAAGAUGUUUACGCUGAGUGAUGUUCGCACUGUCAAGAAGCUUGACUUGCCUGCGCAAACGCUAGUAAUGUCAGAGAUGUCCAACAAGUAUAAACAUCUGAAGGGACUGCCAGUAGAGUCUUACAAAGACGUGGUGCCACAAAUCAUUAUCGGGGUGAACAACAAGCAUGUGGCCAUGCCACUGAAGUUCAGAGAGGGAAAAAGUCACGAACCCGCUGCAACAAAAACUCGUCUGGGGUGGACAGUGUACGGAACCGUUACAGAUCAGGACCAUUAUAAAAACAACGACCUGCAGUUGCAUGUAUGUGAAUGCGACAACAACAUAGCUCUCGACAAGCUCGUGAAAGAAAGCAUGAAACUUGAAAACUUAGAACCACAUGUAGUGGCACGUAUACAUGAGAAGACUAGCCAGCAAGACAUACUAGAGAAGUGCGUUACGCGAACGGGCGAUCACUUUACAACCCGUUUAUUGUGGCGCUCUGAUAAUAUAGUAUUGCCGAACAAUUUUGAAUCCGCCAUGCGCAAACUUGUCUGUUUCGAGAAAAAGCUAAACAAAGAUGACGAUUUAAAAAAUCGAGUAAAUUCCCUAAUAAAUAAUAUGGAACAAAAGCAAUACAUCCGGAAGCUCAGCGAUAACGAAAUUAAUCAAGAUUUUAAACGUAAAUGGUAUUUGCCCAUAUUUGCGGUGAAUAAUCCAAACAAGCCCAAUAAGACGCGAGUAGUAUGGGACGCAGCAGCUGAGCACCAGGGAAGGUCUCUCAAUUGCUGCCUCGAGAAGGGACCGGAUCUACAGCGACCAUUGAUACAUGUACUGUUCAACUUUCGUAUAGGAAAAAUUGGCAUUUGUGGUGAUAUAUCCGAGAUGUUUCACAGGAUUAGUGUGCAUGAUGAGGACCAGCAUUCUCAGCGCUUUCUUUGGCGUAAUUGUGAUUCGAGUCGAGAUCCAAACACAUACGUGUUACAGGUUAUGUCAUUCGGUGCUACUUGUUCACCUUCAAUCGCCCAGUACGUUCGUAGUAGGAAUGCGAGGGAGAAUGCCGACGAGUUCCCACGAGCUGCCAAGUCAAUAACAGACAGGCAUUACGUAGAUGACAUGUUGGAUAGUGUUAAAACUGCAGAGGAGGCUGUCAAGUUAAUCAAGGACGUGAUUGAGGUGCACAAACGAGGCAACUUCCAUAUUAGAGGAUGGCUUACUAAUUCAAAUCAUGUAGCUGGCGCCCUGGGAAAUGCUGGUUCAAGUGACGAUUUUUGUACCGCUGGAAAAACGAUCGACCAAGUUAUAGAGCCAGAGAAGGUACUCGGGUUAUGGUGGAGAACGAGUGUAGAUGUGUUUACCUUCAGUACAAGGUUCACUAAAGCAGGCAAAGAGAUUUUAGGCGGACAAAAGCCGCCAACUAAAAGAGAAAUCCUGCGAUUGCUCAUGUCAGUCUAUGAUCCUCUAGGGUUCUUAGCAUUCUACACAAUCCGUUUAAAAAAUUUGCUACAGAACAUUUGGCGAAGUGGUAUCGAUUGGGAUGACCAAAUUCCUGAAGAGUAUGUGAACGCGUGGCAGCAGUGGUUAUCCUUUUUUGAGCAGGUCAAACAAGUUCAGGUUCCCAGAUGCUAUUUCGGUAAGAUGUCAAACAAUAGUUGCAAGAUAGAAUUGCACGUAUUCGUGGACGCUAGCGAGGUGGCAACUGCAGCGGUGGCUUACUUCAGGAUUACAAGGGAAGACGAAAUUCAGGUUGCGCAUGUUAGCUCAAGGACUAAGGUAGCACCCUUGCGACCUAUCUCAAUUCCCCGCAUGGAACUACUCGCCGCCGUACUGGGAUCCCGUCUUGCUACUGAAAUCACUAAGGGUCAUGACUUCAAGAUUCAUAAAGCGUACUUUUAUACUGAUUCGAGAACAGUGCUUACAUGGCUGAAAUCAGACCCACGAAAGUACAAACAAUUUGUUAUGUUUAGAGUCGCUGAAAUUCAAGAGCAUACAAACGUUACAGAAUGGAGCUACAUCCCAUCAAAAUUAAAUGUAGCAGAUGCUGCCACGAAGUGGAAGAGUACCACAGAGUUUAGCCCAACCAGUACUUGGUUCUCUGGGCCAGAAUUUCUACAUUCGCCGCGUGUAAAAUGGCCUAAAUACAAUUAUGAUAUUGACAUGGAACAUUUCAAAGAUGCUGAUUUAAAGCCGCACGUAGAGUAUAUUGGCGCUCAUAUAGAGAGUCAACCACUCAUUGAUCCAACUCGUUUUUCGAAGUGGGAACGUCUUGAGAGGUGCAUGGCAUACGUUAAACGUUUUGCAGAUAAAUGUAAAGACAAGAUACGAGGAUUAACCAGCUCGGAGGUAGGAUCCGAAAGCUUAACCACCGAGGAACUAUACUGGAGUCAAUGCCACCUUUAUCGGCUCGCGCAGGCCGAUGCAUAUUUUGAAGAGUUUAAGUUGCUUAAGGGUGACCCAGGUUGCAACUUGCCAAAACAUUGUGUUUUACGAAAGCUGACACCAUUUGUUGACGAAAACAACCUUAUACGUCGAUGUGGUCGCCUAGAGAAUGCACCAAUUAAGGAUGCAGUCAAAAAUCCGAUAAUAUUACCCAAGAACCACAAAAUUACACAACUGAUUAUUGAAUAG
Rhagoletis pomonella (apple maggot) is the source of this 4188-nucleotide messenger RNA. RefSeq lists its product as uncharacterized. Bases 1 to 4188 code for a protein of 1395 amino acids. The transcript has a single exon. NCBI's taxonomy places the organism in Eukaryota, Metazoa, Arthropoda, Insecta, Diptera, Tephritidae. The record is from RefSeq and is a predicted model, not a curated record.